AAGUUGGCGUUGGUCUGUCUGUCAAAUUUCACAAAGAUUUGUCGCUAGGGGACGCUUCAACCCCACUCUUCGUCGCCCGCUGCAAAGAUACGAAUUUGUAUAUUGAUAUGAAAAUGGUUUAUUGUUGUGUACCAUAUUGUACUUCAAAGCAAGGAAAAACCAAACAUGUGACUUUUCAUGAAUUUCCAUGUGAAGAAACACUUCGAGAAAAAUGGAUAAAAAAUAUAUCUAGGAAAGAUUCCUCUGGUGAUUUAUGGAGACCUGCUGACAGAUCUGUUGUCUGUAGUAGGCAUUUUGAAAAAAGCUCGUACAAAGAAGGAUGCAAAAUACGAGUACUGAAAAAAGAUUCUGUUCCAACAGUGUUUGAGGAUUAUUCUAAGUGUGUGGAAUUAAAUUUUCAAACUCAGAAAAGACAGAUUAAGAAAUUGAAACUUUCAAAUGAAAUAGUUAAUAGUGAAAAUAAUACAGCUAUAAAUUCUCUUGAGAUAUUGGCUGACGUUUGCAGUGCUAUUGAUACAAGAUUUGUUUAUUCUAGCAGUAAAAAUGUAGUAUUGGCUGAAAAAGAGAAGGCGAACAAUUUUUCAAACUUGAAAAAGUCAGUAUCAGAGACAAAAUUAGUUCCAUGCAAGCUUUCCACUUUACCUAGUCAUGUGGAACUGCUGCAAGAAUCACUACAUGUAUGUGAAUUAAAAUUGAAAACUAUGAAGGAAAAAAAUAAUGUAAUGCAAAAAUUAAUUUUAGAAAAUCAGCAAGAUCAAAGCAUAUUUUUAUUGGAAUAAUUCAUAGUUUUUGGCAGAAAAAAUAAAAAUUUUAAGCGAUAUUGUAUUGAAGUUCUAUGUGUGCACAGCAGGUGCUAAACUUACUACUGAGUAUAUAGACUGAAUUUUUUUUUCUUACACAAUUUUCUAAAAUCUUCUAAAAAUCUUUGAAAUAAUACAAUUUCUUUUUGUAUUUGAAUUUUGUUCCCUGAAGUUGCUCUUCAUGUUGUAUGAAAAUAUGGCUAACCCUCUAAUACUGUAGGACUUUCUGGUUCUGUAUCUAACAGUGCAGCUUAUGGAAAGUAUACAUAAAUGAAAUGAUAAAAGUGAUGUACAAAAUUAUCAAUAUUACUAUGAUUUUUCUGGAGCAAAGAUUGCAAAACUAAUUUUGCAAUUUUAAUUAGCAGAACAGCUUUUGUUCAGUAUCAAAGAACAUUUUUUUUCCAUAUGGAAACAUAAAAUUC
Stegodyphus dumicola is the source of this 1222-nucleotide messenger RNA. RefSeq lists its product as uncharacterized. The record is from RefSeq and is a predicted model, not a curated record. Lineage: Eukaryota; Metazoa; Arthropoda; Arachnida; Araneae; Eresidae.